AUGGGCCCCUGUACCGCCUCCUCAUGCUGCUGCCAGGCCCGUAAUCUGCCAUGGGCCCCUGUACCGCCUCCUCAUGCUGCUGCCAGGUCCAGAGUCUCUCAUGGGUCCCUGUACGGCCUCCCAUUGCUGCUGUCUCCAUCGCCACACUCUGCCAUGUGCCACUUUCAGGUCUCCUCACACUGCUGGUGUGUUCCAUUUUUUGUCAUAGGGUGCUGGCAGAUUACGGGCCUCCCAUUGCUGCUGCCAGGCCCGUAAUCUGCCAUGGGCCCCUGUACCGCCUCCUCAUGCUGCUGCCAGGUCCAGAGUGUCUCAUGGGUCCCUGUACGGCCUCCCAUUGCUGCUGUCCAGGAGGCAUCGGGUCAACAGUCUCAUCGAGGUCAAACGUGCCACAGUAGAGCAGGUCUCCACUGCAGCACUGGCCAUUU
This is a messenger RNA of Staurois parvus, 425 nucleotides long. The record is from the annotation of a GenBank genome assembly. NCBI's taxonomy places the organism in Eukaryota, Metazoa, Chordata, Amphibia, Anura, Ranidae.